AUGACUCCAAAGGAUCAAAAUCUGAACCUCAGCGAUCCUGCUGUUCAGGACGCCAUCUUACAAGAGGUGAGUUUCACCCUGUUCAUGAAGAACAAACUCAAUAGUGAUACAAACCUUACAGACCUCUUCUCCUGGUCUGGGUCCUAGUCUGUUAUGGAUGACCUCCUCUCUGGUCUCGGUCCUAGUCUGUUGUGGAUAAUCUCCUCUGGUCUGGGUCCUAGUCUGUUGUGGAUCAUCUCCUCUGGUCUGGGUCUUAGUCUGUUGUGGAUGACCUCCUCCCUGGUCUGGGUCCUAGUCUGUUGUGGAUGACCUCCUCUCUGGUCUGGGUCCUAGUCUGUUGUGGAUGACCUCCUCUCUGGUCUGGGUUCUAGUCUGUUGUGGAUGACCUCCUCUCUGGCCUGGGUCCUAGUCUGUUGUGGAUGAUCUUCUCUCAAGGCCGUGACACCACUCUGCGUGGGUGUUUCAGGGAGAGUGGAUUGUGCAAAAAACACAUUUCCAAUUCACACAUGCAUAUUAAAAGACACGUGUACAUGUGUUAAAUAGGACAAAUAUAAGUAGCAUCUCCCCAUAGAGUCAAAGGAUUGAAGUAUAGAACGUGUCAGUAUAGCAGGAAGGAAUGGUAGUUGUAGAUCUUCAGAAAGACUAUUACAGAAUAAUAUAGUCUCUAUCUUUCUGUCUGUGUGUGUGUGUGUAUUUGUGUGUGUGUGUGUGUGUGUGUUUCUCCAGAUAAAGAACAAAGCUGGAAGGAGCAGGGGUUACCUGCAGACACCAAACUGACAUGGGAAAAAGAGCAGCCCGAUGGGAAGGUCUUCAACAAGGAGAAAGAGGGGUCUCCCAAGAAAGAAGAGGAGGAGGAGAAGAAGAUAAAGAAGAGGAAAGUAAGAGGAUGAUGACAAAGAGAGAACUCUAAUUAUAUCAAAUGUUCUCCUGACAUUUCUCUUUUUAUUUACAUUCAUUAUCUGUACUGGUCUAGAUUUUCUCAGAUAAACUGA
Messenger RNA from Coregonus sp. 'balchen', 992 nucleotides. The record is from the annotation of a GenBank genome assembly. NCBI's taxonomy places the organism in Eukaryota, Metazoa, Chordata, Actinopteri, Salmoniformes, Salmonidae.